Cydia strobilella is the source of this 6687-nucleotide messenger RNA. RefSeq names its product hypoxia-inducible factor 1-alpha-like. The record is from RefSeq and is a predicted model, not a curated record. Gene Ontology annotation, biological process: cellular response to hypoxia; regulation of transcription by RNA polymerase II. Lineage: Eukaryota; Metazoa; Arthropoda; Insecta; Lepidoptera; Tortricidae. Bases 46 to 2979 code for a protein of 977 amino acids. Gene Ontology annotation, molecular function: RNA polymerase II transcription regulatory region sequence-specific DNA binding; protein dimerization activity; DNA-binding transcription factor activity, RNA polymerase II-specific. The transcript has 12 exons.
UAGAUGGACUUCUUGAUGGUGUCCUAAAGCGAAACAGGCUUUAAAAUGGUAAUACACGGUUACGGGAACAACGUCCCUCUCCAAUGCCCAGUCGUGGGCCGCAUGGAGGAUAUUGGAUGGAAUUUGCAGUGUCCAAUGACAGGCCAGUGGUCUAGACAGCCAGUGAACAAUGUGGCUCUUAGUGCUCCGAGUGUUUACCGUGAAAUCCCUCCAGUGGAGUGCUAUCCUGGAAGCUAUUACGCCCCUAAAGCGCAGUAUUUUCCUCCCCAAGUGGCAUAUCCUCGGACGGUUCCACAAUACCAGGCGCCUAUUAUGCCAAACUUACCGUGUAACCAGGCGCAAGAGUGGGAUUAUGGGAGUAUGUGCUACAACGUGAAUGGCCAGCCUUGCCAGUACACCAACGUUGUCGACUUGGAAGAUUUUAUGAACAAUGAGAAACGCAAGGAGAAAUCCCGCGUCGCGGCGAGAUGUCGCCGCACGAAGGAGAUGCAGAUCUUCUCGGAGCUGAUGGAACAGUUGCCCGCCAAGAAGGAGGAGGUGGAACAGCUCGACAAGGCCUCCGUGAUGCGUCUCGCUAUAUCCUACCUCAGGGCCCGUGACGUGGUUUCACUGCUCCCCAAUGCUACGCAGGACCAGCCGAAAAUGGAAAACCCCAAAGGCGUGGAAGAACUGUCUUCAGAGCUGUCCUACAUGAAGGCUUUGGACGGGUUCGUCCUCGUGCUGUCCCAGCAAGGCGACAUCGUUUACUGUAGUGAAAAUAUCGCCGAUCACCUUGGUGUCUCACAGAUGGAAAUUAUGGGUCAAAGCGUGUUCGAGUUCAGCCAUCCCUGCGACCACGACGAGAUACGCGAGGCUCUCCGCUCAAACGGUCAGCAAGAUGGACGGCGCGAUCUGCUGCUCCGUCUAAAGUGUACGCUUACCAGCAAGGGACGCAAUGUGCAUCUCAAGUCCGCUUCUUUCAAGGUUAUCCACGUAACGGGCCACAUGCUGGUCCCCCCAGAGACCAAAAAACCCGAGAAGUCGGAAGGAGAAGACAAGAAAGACGAGAAUUCCGCCAAGCUGCCUUCGCUGGUCGCAGUGGGCCGUCCCAUACCCCAUCCGUCUAAUAUAGAGAUACCGCUGGACAGCAAGACUUUUCUGACCAAGCACAGCCUUGAUAUGAAGUUCACAUACAUUGAUGAAACUCUGACGAAGACGCUGGGUUUCGGCAAGGACGAGUUGGUGGGUCAUUCCCUUUACGACUACCACCACUCGGCUGAUUGCGCAUCGUUGGUUCAUCAAUUCAAAUCACUGUUCUCCAAAGGACAAUGCGAGACAGGCCAGUACCGCUUCCUCGCCAAGACUGGUGGCUACGCCUGGGUUCAAACCCAGGCCACCGUCAUCACAGACAAGCAGCAGAAGCCUGUCAGCGUCGUCUGCGUCAACUACAUAAUAAGCGCUAUCGAGUGCAAAGAUGAGGUGUUCUCCGCACACCAACUCCAACAUGCGGACUUGAAGCUUCUGUCCGUACCGCCUGCCGCAUUUGAGCCUCCAGCGAACGGAGCCAUAGUAGCUGUGGUGCCUGCUACAGAAGAAAUAUUUGCACCAAGGGAGAAAAACAUGAACAAGGGUUAUCUCUCGCUAGCACAAUCCAAGGGUCAUACAAUGCUUAAAGACGAGCCUGAUGAAGAGGAUCUUACUUAUCUGGCGCCUACGGCCGGUGACACUUGCAUCCCACUGGAGAACAGUCCGUUUGAUAUGUUCGAUGACUUCAUUCUUACCGACAAUUACUGCAGCCUGUUAGGCGACGACCUUGCUAAUGGUUCACCUGUGGAUUCCUUAACUGCCGAUUCUUUAUUACUGUCCUCACCUGAACCUCAGGAGAGUGACUCAUCAUGCGAACAGUCGUCAGUACUGACAGAACUUUCUCUGGAUGCAUUAGAUAGCGUAAGAUCAGACAACGAGAUAGACGAUGGACACUCACCGUUCAUCCCCCUCACAGAUGAGUUGCCAGUAUUGGAGCCGGCGGUCAUGUGGGCGGCGUUCCCAGAUAACGUCAGCAUGGCUAGACCACAGCCGACAACCACACAGACGCAACAGAGCACUUCGCCGGCCCCGGCGCUACAGCGCCUAUUGGCCGCGCCGCCCACAGGCCCUCCGCCACAGGAUCUCAUUACAAGCAUAUACUCAGAUCAAGGUUUAAUACCAAGUAGAAGCGUGUCGUCAUGGGAGACAGGCGUCAAACGCGUGUUAAACCAGGAAGAGGAGCCCCGGGCCAAACGUACCAAGCGCAGCCCGUCCCCGGCUUUGGAAGUACGGAGCACGCCGUCCUCGAGCGUCCUCAUGAACCUCCUGGAUGUACCGCAGCCAAUGCAGGUGAAUCCGGGCCUGUACAGGUUGGUGGUCAACCAGGAGAUGCCGAUCAACAACAUCGUCCCCGCGCCGGUCAUGAACCUAAUGCAGAAACCCCUGAAACACAUACACAAUUCAAACCUCAUACCGAGCUCUAAUCUUAUACCGAAGUCUAACAUGAUACCCUCAAAUCUGAUACCAACUUCAAACUUGAUACCGAAGUCAAACAUGAUACCGACCCAAAAUCUGAUACGUAAAGUCACUAACCCUAUGUCUCCACUUACACUUAAUGUAGAGAGCCCGAUGUAUUCGCUCCCGUCGAGCCCUAAUACUCCCAAUUACAGUCCAGCCAUGAGUCCCGCCCAAAGGGAGCGCGUGCUGAGCCCGUAUCGUCCCCAAUCUGUGUCGCCUGUCGGUAAAUUUAAGCAGAUGUACAGCCCCGGUAGACUUCUGUCGCCCAUAGGCGUCAUACACGGCAGCGAUCCGUAUUUGACCAAUAAAAUGAUACCGAGUCCUAACUACCCGCAGCAAGUCGAUAUGCUCAUAGACAACAAUAUAGGUCUUACAUCGAACGACUUCUGGACCGAUACAGAAAUGUUGACAGAAACCAAUCUUCUUGAAGCUUUAGACGACGUUAAACUCGUCUAGAACUUGUAAUUUGGAGUGAUUUCUCAAUCGAUAGCUGAAUUACGAGUAAUUGACAUAACACCUAAUAUAUGAUGCUAUCAAAUCACGAGAACCCCUCGAACCCAGAUCCGCGUUCCGUACGCGAAAUGUUUGACAUUUUAUUCGAGGUCUCAUUUUUGUAGGAAUCACACAAGCGGAUGCAGGGUCUGAAAGGAUAGGGAACAAUAAAACGGUAAUUGUAAAACCAACAGCAUUAUAUUUUCACAGAGCGCAAGUCGGUACAUAGCUGUUUUUAAUCGACCUCCAAUAUGGAUAAGACGAGGUUUUCAAUUUUUUCUUACGAUACCUACUUCAGAAUCUGUCAUUUAUUAACCUAAGUAUUUGAAAGCUGAAACGUAAUGAUAGCACCGAUUUAAAUUGGGUAUCAAAAUGCUUAAUUUAGUAAAAACUUUUCCGAAAAAGCAUUGUAGUAUAUCGGAAUCCGAAAUGACGUAACAAUAAUAUACCUACAUGUGACUUAGCAAGGAAAUUUCAGUCUUAAGGACAUUGUUAUAAAAAACUGUAUGUGUAAUAACGCUGUCAAAUAGAUUUUAAUUUUAGCAUAAUGAUGAAAACCGGCCAAGUGCGAGUCGGACUCGCGUUCCAAGGGUUCCGUACAUUACACAAUUUUUAACAAUGUAUUUUUAUGUGAAACGUGAGUGAAAUGUUUUUAAAAAAUCCGUAGGGGUCGGAUCAAAAACUAAAUAAUUAAGCCCGACUCAUGCUUGACUGCACAUUUCUAAUAGGUUUUCCUGUAAAUAACUAUUUUGUGUAUUUUUUUUCAAAAUUUUAGACCCAGUAGUUUCGGAGAUAAAGGGGGGUAGCGGUAAUUUUUUGACUAUUUUCUUAAAUAACUUCUAAACUAUUUAUUUUAAAAUUACAAUAAAAAUAUAUUUGAGAUUCUCACAACGAGUUCUUUCAUUUGAUAUGUAACACGAUAUAGUUUAAAUAACUUUGUUUUUUAAUUUUCUCAUUUGCCCCCCAAAAGUGGCCCCCAUGUUAAAAAUUCAUUUGUUUACGUUACAUGUCCGUCUUUGGGUCACAAACUUAAAUUUCAACUUAAUUAGUCCAGUAGUUUCGGAGAAAAUAGGCUGUGACAGACGGACAGACAGACAGACGCACGAGUGAUCCUAUACGGGAUCCGUUUUUUCCUUUUGAGGUACGGAACCCUAAAAAUGAGCGUAUUAUUAUAUGUUUAAGAGAAGAUCUUUAUAUCCUUUAUAGUGCAAGUAACGGUCAUAUUAUUGUGCAUCUAAUGGCUGGCUAGAAUUGAAACCUUGAAACGCAAUCAAGAGAAUCUUAUUUGCAGCAUUAUUCAAUUAAAUUUAGUUCUGCCAUCGAUAUGUAGCUUUUAUCCUCCAAUAGAAUAUGAUUCAAACAAUUGAAAGAAAAUUGGCGUAUGUUUUUAAUUAAAUUUAGUGUCAUAAAUUCUCAUUUAGUGGCGAGGUCUAAUAUUUUCAUAUUUUUAUAACGUAGGUAUGGAGUAAAUUAUUAGAUACAUUCGUAAUUUAAGAAAACUGUCAUUUUAAUGUACUGAAAAAUGUAUUAUUUCCAAAUGUAUAUACAUAAAGUUCUUAUAAAUUAUAAGUCGUACAUAUAAAAACUAGAGAUGCAACGGAUAGUUGUUUGGCCGGAUACCGGAUGUUCGGCCUGACAAUCGGCCGAAUAUUCGGUAUCCGGCCGCCGAAUGUGCGGCCGGCGGAACUAUACCUACAUUUCGGAAUUUCGCGACUUUUGUUGCCCGUUUAGUCUUUUCUAUGGGACCGCGGCGGCACGUGUUUGGUAAAAAUUUUUAAAAGUUGUCUACAGCGUAUCGAAAUGGGUUCCCCACAUACAUGAAAAGUACGCAAUUACAGUUUGGUAUAAGAAAUUUCCAAAUUCAACCAUUAAGAGUCGACGAGUAGAAAGAAAUAAUUUGUUUGAUCAAAAAACAUAUACUCACUUAGCAUUUAAGGAUUAUAUAUUUUGUUACGACGGUGUCGUACCGAGUCUACGUGUAAUAUUUUGUUAUAGGUAUAAGCAAAGAUAAUUAAUUCGGUAGUUUUAUAUUUUGGGUAUUAUAAGAUCUAUUAUAACAAAAAUGUUACAAGAAAUUAGCACCUAUAAUCUGCGUAUAACGUAACAUCUAUAGUCUGGUCAACCAUACGUGCCAAUAAAACAUGUCAAAUAUUUAUUCAAUCCUUUCCUUAGAGCGAUAGUAAGAAAUUACUGGAAUCUUUAAAAUAAGAAAGUUACUGUGGCAUUAUUGGCUGUCCCGACUAUAAUUACCGACUUAAAAAGAAGUAUAUCGAUUUUUUUGAAAUUGUACUUGUUUCUUCUUUUAAAUAUAUUUUUUCUUGUUCUAAAAAUAUCUAGAGCUAAUUAUUUUCUAUACAACUUAUAAUCGAUACUUCUGUCUUGGCUCGAAUAACAACUGUGGUUAUUUAUCUUCUGUUACCUACGUAGUAUUACAUAAUAUUGUGUGUCCACAGAACGUAAACUUCAAGACAAGUACAAUGUAUUAACCUACAGAGAAAUAUUAACUUAUCGCAAAUAAAUGCAAUUAGUUUUCAUUUACAUCUAAUCUCGUUGGUUAUAUUAAUUAAGUUAUAAUUUAAGAUAGUUUUAAGAUUGGAUUGUUUAUAAUGUUUUAUAGGUGAACAUAGCUAAGCAUUUUCUGUCGUUAUGUCGUUGGUGUUACGAAGGCCCGCCUGAUGUAAAAAAGAUCGAUUAUGGACUAUGGAAAUAGUUGAUAAUUCUAUAAAACAACAGUUAUCAUAGUUAAAGUUAACCCAAAUAGGUAUAUUCUGAGUAAGGAAUAGAGAAAGCAAAAUUAACUUCUAGCGGUUUUGCAAUCUCCAUUGAAAAAUAAAACAUAGGCUACUGCUAAUUUUCAUGUCUAACAAAUAACUUAAAUAAGUUUUUAGCAUACGGUUUACGUUAAGAAUUAUAUAUUGUAUACUAUAAAGUCAAUUCUUUAUGAAUUAUUUCAAAUUACGUCUGCCUUGUGCCAUAAAACAUUUUGUUAACCCUUGAAUGCAUGAUUUUUUCUUUUUGCCUGAAAUUAAAAUCUGUGUUACGUAAUUGUUUGCCGAUUAUAAGAAAAAAUUUAAAAAAAUAUGACAUCGAUUUGCACUGCAAAAUCAGUGUUAAAAGUUGCAUAGGCUAAAUCAUAUUUAUGUAAAUAUACAAUUUUCAGUAAGAGAUACCUACAUGAAAAAUCUUACUACCAUCAGAAAGGUAGGUACACUAUUUGUGAUAUACCUAUGAUAACGUUUUUAAAUAUAAAAUAAUUACAUACCCCGAAAAAAACGUCCAAAAUCACAUACUAGAAAUCAUCAACUUCUGGAUUUUUCUAAGUUUUCCGAAAUUUCGUCUUAAAACUAAUUGUACCUAAUUUGUAUAAAAUUAAAUACUGCGUAAAUUUAGUAAAAAAAAACGGAAAACUGAUUAUUUUUACUAUUGAAAUUAAUAUAAUGUAUAGAAACAAAUAGAUUUUAUCUAAUUAUGUAUGAAAUUAGAUGUUUUUGUUGUGUAGGCUGCAUCCUACACUAUGCACUUAAGGGUUAACUACCUUCUGAUACUGACUUGAGAUGAAAGGGCGAAUUAUAUUAUCAAAUUUUGGAAGUAUAUUGAAACGAAAUUGUAAAUAAAAUUCAUAUUGUUUUAUAAAAUACACGAGUAUUUAGAUAUUAAAUUUAUUGUCUUUAA